AUGCAAGAUAAAUUUCAAUUUGUUCUUGACUAUCUUUCCAAUUAUUCAACUCAUCGAAUUAAUAAAUGGAAUACAAAUGAUUUAGCUCAAGGCAAUGUUAGUCUUCUUGCAAAAGUAUCAUUACUGAUACUAUUUGCUUUUCGUCAUGAUUUGUCUUACAGUGUAACAUUAGUGGCUUAUUAUGUACAUCGAAUUGGACUAAUAAAUGAUCUUUUUCAAUUACAUAUGAGUAAAAAUGAAUAUGGUUUAUUUCAAUUAGACGUGGAUAGUUGUUUUAUCGAUUUUUGUUUAAAAUAUAGACGAGUAUUCUGGGUUCCGGAUCCUGUCGGAAAUCUGGCUUAA
This is a messenger RNA of Rotaria sp. Silwood1, 342 nucleotides long. Lineage: Eukaryota; Metazoa; Rotifera; Eurotatoria; Philodinida; Philodinidae. The record is from the annotation of a GenBank genome assembly.